AUGCCCUCGCCCGCCGCCGACGAGCGCACCGCCGCCGCAUCGCCGUCGCCGCCGCCGGCCGGCGAGCGCGCCGCCUCGUCGGCGCCCUCGGCGUCGCGCAGCAGCACGCGCUCCGCCGCACGCAGCACCGCACGCCGCAGCGAGCGCAGCCGCUCGCAGCGCCGCCGCGACGACGACGCCGCGCUGCGCCCCAAGCGCGAGGAGGGCGCCGACGACGGCGACGCGGCGCGCGCACCCUCGCCCGCCGACGUCAAGCCCGCCGGCGCGGCCACCAGCGACGCCGACGCCGCCAGCACCGGCUCGGGCGCCGGCAGCUCGCCGCCGCCCGCCGCCGCGCCGCAGACGUCCGACAAGCACCGCCAGCGCAGCGUGUCGACGUUCAAGGAGCUCGCGUCGCUGGGCCUGCGCGCGCUCGGCGACGGCGAGGAGGAGCCGCUGCUGCCGCGCCGCAGCCGCCGCGUGCUGAGCCCCGCACGCCGCGGCAGCGACGAGAGCGGCAGCGACGGCGACGAGGAGCACGACGCCGCCGCCGAGGCGCGCGACGACGACGAAGACGAUGACGACGACGAGCGGCAGGCGUGGGACGGCGAGGAGGGCGGCGAGGGCGAGACACGCUGCGUGUGCGGCAGCCAGGAUGAGAACGUCGGCCUCAUGAUCCAGUGCGACUCGUGCAAGUGCUGGCAGCACUGCAUCUGUAUGGGCAUGCACACCGAGGACGAGUGCCCCGACGUGUACUUCUGCGAGCAGUGCCGGCCGGAGCUGCACCUGCCGCUGCUGCGCUCGCUCGGCGUGCUGCCGCCGGCGCGCUCGCACAAGAAGGGCGCCGCGCGCGUCUCGGGCAAGAACCCGGGCCGCGACGCCAAGAAGGACCUGCGCGAGGCCAAGGACGCCGUGCUGCUCCUCGCCGCCGACAACGAGCGGCGCCGCAAGGCGGGCCAGGAGGUGCUGACGGGCUGGAGCGUGGCGCAGAACCCAGCGCUGGCGGCAUUGGCGCCGGGCCUCGGCGGCAGUGCGCACGGCUCGCCGCCGGGCGCCGGGCGCGCCUCGCCGCCGUCGCCGCCGCCGACGCGCUCGCACCGGCGCCAGUCGAGCGAGGCGGCGGCGCGCCACGCCCGCAGCCAGAGCCGCGACGACGACAAGAGCGGCGGGCGCCACAGCCCCAAGCGGCGCAGCACGAUGAACAGCCGCGACAGCGCCUACGGCUGGGAGCCCAUCCCGCCCGGCCUGCUCAACGACGACGACGAGCGUGACGAGCCGGCAAUGCGGGCGAAGCGGAAACGCGGCGAUGGGUCUCCUACCCGCUCGGCGUCGCCAGAGCAACGAGCGCCCGAGAAACGGAGGCGCGGUCAUCAGGACGAGGACGCCUCGCCGGCUUUGUCAAGUAAGGACGUCCGGCGCGGCGCUCGGCGAGAUGCCGUCAGCGAGGCAGACGGGACGGAGCGCGCGGGCAGCGAGGACAGCAUGGCGGGCCCGAGCGAGAGCGCUGGCGCAUCUGCCUCGGCAGCCACCGGCGCAGGCUCGAGUGCGUCGAAGAAGAGCGGCAAGAAGAAGGGCGGCGAGGGCGGUGCGACGUCGGCGCCGGCCAAGCAUCCGAACCAGUACACCUACCGCAACAAGGAGCGGCCCGGGGCCGCCGGUGCAGCGGCAAGCGGCAGCGCCUCGGCCGCCGGCGCAUCGGUGCAGCCAUCGGGCGGCGAGUCGCCCAGCCCCAGCCCGUCCAAGCCGCGGCAGCCCGAGGGAGCGGCGGCGCGGCGAGGCGCAGCCUCGCUGCGCGUCGAGGCGUCUGCGUCGCGCAACAGCACGCCCACGCCGCACACGGAGAGCUCGGGGCGCGCCAACAACCCCGGCUCGGCGUAUGGCCUGCCCGACCACCUGGCGCACCUCUUCCCGCUGCUCGCCGACGCGAGCCUCGAGCCGCUGGAGCUGCACCCGCCGGCGGCGAGCAAGGUGCCGCUGCGCCCCGUGCGCAACGGCGGCGACGGCGACGACGAGGCGCCGCUCGUCGAGGCCGUGCCGUACACGACGACGACGGUGAGCGAGGCGCGCACCAAGAUCCGCUUCCCAGCCAAGCGCAUGACGCUGGGCGAGAUGCGCAAGCGCGUGCGGCACAUCGGCGAGUACGUGGCGCGCGCCCAGCUCGAGGCCGUCGAGCGGGCCCGGCGCAUGCGCCUGCUCGGCAUCGACAUGACGCCGACGGCGCCGGACGAGGAGAUGCGCGACGCAGCGGCGCCCGACGGUGCCAAUGGCGCAGCAGCCGAAGACAAGGCCGAGGGUGACGGCGAUGGCGACAAGACGGCGGCAGCGGUUGCAACACCCACCGCCGAUGCCCCACUCGACGCUGCGCCUGCGCGCCGCGGCAGUGCGACGCCGCAGAGCAUGCGCCUGGCCGAGGAGCUGAGCCGCGAGCUGGCGUCGUUCACGCAGCGCUUCGGUGCAGCGCCGGGCGUGGCGGCGUAGUGCUGCUGCUGUGUGUGUCUGCUGUGCGCUGUCUGCUGCUGCUGUCCUGCAAAUGUAUCUGUACUGUGCUG
This is a messenger RNA of Tilletiopsis washingtonensis, 2528 nucleotides long. RefSeq lists its product as hypothetical. Gene Ontology annotation, cellular component: Rpd3L complex; Rpd3L-Expanded complex. Bases 1 to 2457 code for a protein of 818 amino acids. Gene Ontology annotation, biological process: negative regulation of rDNA heterochromatin formation; negative regulation of silent mating-type cassette heterochromatin formation. The record is from RefSeq and is a predicted model, not a curated record. The transcript is spliced from 3 exons. NCBI's taxonomy places the organism in Eukaryota, Fungi, Basidiomycota, Exobasidiomycetes, Entylomatales.